CUGAUAUUUUAGCAAUCCUUGUAUUUUAGCCGUAAAGUCAGUGGUGUGCUUACAUAAUAUAUAUAUUAUCUAAGAUUAUAGCAACGGCAAUAUCUAUAGCUGUGAUUAUAGCACAAAAUACAUUUUAUUUAUUCUGUAAUAUUAAUUUAUUCUCUGUAACUAUAAUAAUUUAUUAUUAUCAUAAAACUGAUUCUGUAUUUCCGUGUGACUGUGUCUGUGUUAUGAAUUUAUGAUAUCAUCUAAACAAUUCCAAUUCCUAAUAUUAGUAAUGAUGUACAAUUUGUUUUUAAUUUUGAAUUUAGUAUUACUGUUUUAACUUAACUCAAUCUUUAUUAUAAAAUAGACGAUUUGAUAAUUAUGUCAACUGAAGUGGAAAAUAAUGAAAAUAAUAAAAAUCCGCCAUCUUUAGCAACUGAAGAAAUCAAGUUUACUGAGCGAAUGAGAAAGGCUACAAGAAAAGAACAUCGAAUUAGUGAUGCCUUAAUUAAUGCAAAAAUGACCAUCGGUAUGACAGAUAGCAAAGUAUGGGUAGAAGGAUUACGACGAUUUUACGUUGUAUACCAAUACCUAGAGAUUGCAAUGAAAAAGGAAGAAAAUUAUAAUUUACAUAAAUUUGGACAAAUUAAUGGUCUAUUUCGUACACAACCAUUUGAAAGCAGCUUGCGGCACUAUUUAGGAGAAAAAUGGCCAUCUGGAAUAACUAAAGCCAUGGCUGAAUAUUCCAACUACUUAUUAUGUUUAGAAAAUGAAAAUCACGUACUAUUAUCACCAUUUAUAUAUCAUAUGUAUAUGGGCAUUUUAUCUGGUGGUCAAAUACUGAUGGCUAAACAGAGAAUGGCUUUCUCAGAUGGAAAAGGAUCUGAAGCAUUUUACUUUGAUAUUAAUGUAAGAGAGGCUAAGAAUCAAUUACGGAAUGAAAUGAACGCUUUGGCAGAAAAAUUAGAUGAUGAAACCAAACUUAGAUUAUUAAAAGAAAGUAAAAUGGUAUAUUUGUUAAAUAAUAAAUUAGUAAAAGAAGUUAAAGUUCCUACAGAAAUUUUGUUAAUCAAGUUCAUAUUUGUUAUUGGAAUUUUUAUAUUAGUGAUUUUAUUAUGGAAGGUAUCAAAAAAAUUUCUUAUGGUUUUGUUUUAGUAAAUUAAUAACUGG
Messenger RNA from Rhopalosiphum maidis (corn leaf aphid), 1146 nucleotides. It is a transcript of the gene Ho, whose product is annotated as heme oxygenase. The record is from RefSeq and is a predicted model, not a curated record. Gene Ontology annotation, biological process: heme oxidation. Bases 358 to 1131 code for a protein of 257 amino acids. The transcript is spliced from 2 exons. Gene Ontology annotation, molecular function: heme oxygenase (decyclizing) activity. NCBI's taxonomy places the organism in Eukaryota, Metazoa, Arthropoda, Insecta, Hemiptera, Aphididae.